GGAAUGCAGAGCAGGGGAGGGGGCUUUGGGGUGGAAGAAAAAUUCCCUAUUUAGAGGGAUCAUUUCUCUUGAUACCUUGGCUUUCUCCUUCUCCUCCUUCUUCCCCUUUCAUUAUUAUUAUAAUUAUUCCUGGGCGAAGGUUUGAAUUUGGUUUUAGAGGCCCUACCUGAUUGGAUUUACGUGGAUGGGCAGGAGAGUGAGAAUUAUCAGGAGCUGCUGCUUUGGGAAGAAGCAAGUAUAACAUGAAGAAACAAAUAUUUAAAAAUCAGCAGGAAUUAAAAGAGGAGUGGAAUACAUUUUGUGCUCCACAGAAAGGAGAACACCAUAUAAAUGAGAAGAUCGAAGGAGGAGCUUCAGUUGCAGUCCUGCCCUAAGGAUAGUAAGAGUUUCCACACUGGAAGAAUGCUUAUAAAUGCAUGAAUGGUGCAAAGAGUUUCAGUUGUAGUGAAAACCAUACUUCACAUCAAACUGUAGAGUAAGGGAAGAAAGAGGAAUCUUUACUUCCUUUUUGAAAUCUUUGAACUCCUAGGAUACCCACCUUCUUUUCGUUUUUCCCAUAGCAGCUGAUUUCUGACAUUCUUCUGAAGUGACAUUGCGGAAAAACAGGUCGGAAGAGAGAUGGCUGGGAAAAAAAGGGGUCGAAAGAGGAACGAGGGAAACCAGGGGAAGAAAACCUCUACUUCUCAGAGCACCGAUGUCCGCAAACUCCCUUUUCCACAAGGCCACAAAGGAAGAAGGGAAAAGUGCCCAGACUGUGGGAAGACAUUCAGAUCUAAAUCACAUUUAAAUAGACACUGCAAAAUCCACACAAGGGGGGAGAUAUAUAAAUGUGAGGAGUGUGGAAAGAGCUUCAGUGAAAGGGGAGACCUUACUUCACAUCGGAGAACUCACAGACGUGAGAAGCGAUAUGAAUGUGUGGAGUGUGAAAAGAGCUUCAAUUGUAUCAAAACCCUCACUGUACAUCAAAGAACUCACACAGGGGAGAAGCCAUAUCAAUGUUUGGAGUGUGGAAAGAGCUUCAGUCAAACAGGAGCCCUUACCAGCCAUCAAAGAACCCACACAGGGGAGAAGCCAUAUGAUUGUAUGGAGUGCGGGAAGAGCUUCAGAGAUACUGGAAAACUUGCUGUGCACCUAAGAACCCACACAGGGCUGAAGCCAUAUGAAUGUAUGGAGUGUGGAAAAUGCUUCUGUCAGAAAGGAGGCCUUACUGUCCAUCAAAGAACACACACAGGGGAGAAACCAUAUGAAUGCCUGGUGUGUGGAAAGUGCUUCUGUCAGAAAGGAGGCCUUACUGUCCAUCAAAGAACACACACAGGGGAGAAACCAUAUGAAUGCAUGGAGUGUGGGAAGAGCUUCAGUCAACAGGGACACUUUAUUUCACAUCAAAGAACACACAAGGGGGAGAAACCAUAUAAAUGUAAGGAAUGUGGAAAGAGCUUCUCUCAUACUUUAGGACUUAACAGACAUCAAAUAAUCCAUACAGCAGCAAAUCCCUGUGAAUGUGUGGAGUGUGGAAAGAAGUUCAGAAACAGUAGCUAUCUAACUAGACAUUUAAGAACACACACAGGGCUAAAACCAUAUAAAUGUUUGGAAUGUGGAAAGAAUUUCGGCCAUAGUGGAAGCCUUGUUCUCCAUCAAAGAAUCCAUACAGGGGAGAAACCAUAUAAAUGUAUGGAGUGUGGGAAGAACUUCCGUUGUAGUGGAAGCCUUACUUCCCAUCAGAGAAGUCAUACAGGGGAGAAGCCGUAUGUGUGUGUGGUAUGCAGAAAGAGGUUCAAGUGUAGUGGCCAUCUUUUUCAGCAUAAAAUAGUUCACGCAGGUUUGAAGCCAUAUGAAUGCGAUAAGUGUGGGAAAUGCUUCACUCAGAGAGGAAGCCUUAAUGUACAUCAAAGAAGCCACACAGGGGAGAAACCUUAUGAAUGCACACAGUGUGGAAAGAGCUUCAGUGAGAGAAAAUAUCUUACUGUACAUCUAAGAAUCCACACAGGGGAGAAACCAUAUAAAUGUGUUGAGUGUGGAAGGAGCUUUAGAGUUAGCGGCUCACUUUCUCUGCAUCGAAGAACCCACACAGGGGAGAAGCCAUUUAAAUGUGAGGAGUGUGGAAAGAGCUUCACUAUGAAAGGAAACCUAACUACGCAUGAAAGAAUCCAUGCAGGCGUGAAACCAUUUCAAUGUGUGGAAUGUGGAAGGUGCUUCGGUUGUAGCGGAAGCCUUACUAAGCAUCAAAGAACUCACACAGGGGAGAAGCCAUAUCAGUGUAUGGAGUGUGGAAAGCGCUUCAUUCAAUCAGGAGCCCUUACCACCCAUCAAAGCAUCCACACAGGGGAGAAGCCGUAUGAAUGCAAGGAGUGUGGAAAGAGCUUUUGUUUUAAAUCAAACCUUACUCAACAUCAAAGAAACCACGAAGGGAAGAAACUAUUUACAUGAGAGUGUGAUUAAAUCCCUUUCUUAUUAAGGCCUCUUUUUUUUUAAAAAAAAGUAUUUUUAUUAAAGCUUUAAAAAAGAGAUACAAAGAUUAGUAUCCAAUUAUCUUUUUAAAAUACAAAAAGGCAAAAGAAAUAGGAAAAGGGAGGGAUUCUAAUUCCUUGCUUGUCAGCUAUAUCUAAACAAUUAUUCAAAACUUUCACUCCAAGGUAAACACCUGGUAUAUUUUCCAUAAACGCGUAUACUGUACUGUUCAAUCUCCAAACCUAGAUAUCACAAGUUCAUCCACCCCCCCACAAAAAGCCCAUAAGGGGUUUCCAAUAAUUAUUAAUUAACAAUGAUUUUUCUGUGAUUAAGUACGUCAGCUUCGCCAUCUCAGCCAAGUCCAGUAAUUUCCACAACACUUCCUCCAUAGCAAGUAAUGUUAAAUAUUUCCAUCUUUCUGUAUAAUAAAAGUCUUGCCGCCAUAUUCAUGUAUUCAAAUAAUCGUCCACAAUCAUUUUCUAAUUGCAUAUCCGUUAGUCCUGAAAGGAAAAGAUCUUGCUUCAAUUGAACAUUAGCUUUUUAAAUCUUCUGCAUCAAUUUACUGUAUAUAUUUGUAUUUCUUAGCUUUUGUACAUUUUGUUAGGGGGGGAACCAAGAGACUAAGUCUUACAGCAACGCUUUGAUACUAGGCUGAAAAUGGUCAAUACAGAUGUAAUUGUGCUGAAAGAGAUUCCCCUGAAGAUAUUGACUAAUUAUUUUUACAGGUAAACUGAAGCAGAAAGGAAUCUAGCUUAGAUGGGACAUACCAGAGGGAGUAAUUUUUACUUUUGAAGAACAAAUAUUUACAGACAAAUUUACUGUAAAUCUGAAAUUGAAUAAACACAAAUACAAAAGAGACAAUACAAGAUGGGGUCAGAAAAUCACAGCAAUCACAACAGAAAGUGGAGGUUGAAGAUACAAAGUUGGGUGAUAAAGAAACACGGGAAAAGGUAUAAACUAUUUGAAUAAAAAAGAACCUAGGUGAGGACUAACAGGACUGAAGAAAAGAGAGUGAGCUGUUUUAUAUAUAUAUUCUCAACUCUGUUGAAACUUUCUGGUGAACAAGGUAAGUAUGUUGGACAAACUUUGGUUGUAGACCUCCAUGCCCCAAAUGAAGAAAAAACAGCAUUUUAUUAAUGUGUUGCUUUACUUUGGUUUACUUUGGCUACUGGGGUUGAUAAGGUUGAAAUAUUACCUUAGAUUUUUUUCAGAUCACAAUCCAGUUAUACUGACUUUUAAAAAGAAAAAAUGGUUUCUUUAGAUGGUGACUCAAUGAAAUGUAGCUGCAACAGGAAAAGGUUGUAUAGGACUGCAAACAGAAGCUAAAAUAAUUAUUUGAGAAUAAUUCAGGUAUAAGGAUACAAAUGGUUGGGGAUGCAAGCAAACUUUUUGUACAGCACAAUUUUUUACUCGAAAGAUGAGAAAAUUAUAAAGAUUUAAAAUGGAACUUUCAAGCUGCAUACCUUUGCUGAUGCUCAUUAUGCAGUGACAGACUGGCUUCAAUUAAAAUUAAAUGUUUAAUUUAGAUAGGCAAAAUGGUUUUAUGAACCAGAGUUCACAAUUUGAAAGGGAUCUGAUAGAAAAGGCGGAUAAAAAGACAGUAUAGACCAAAGAACGGCAGACAAUAAGCAUGUUGUUGCAAAACUGUAUAAGCAUUUGUUGAAAUCUGAAACUCAAGAAGAAGUUAAAUAAGGCAUGCAUGAUUAAAUGGGCAAAAGAUUGUUAUAAUAUACAGGUGGAACAGGGGCAACAUGUGGACCAAAGGAUCAAAAUUCACACUGUAUUCUGAUCUUAAAAGAGAAAUUUUAUAAAAUGAGGUUUUGGAAGUUAGAAAGGAGUUCCAAAUGUUUGUUGGAAGUUUGAAAAAUAUGAAGUGACAUUUUACUAUGCUUGGUGGACAUGCAAAAAAGCUUAAUAAGACUACUUUGAGCCAAUUUGGUGACCCUGCAGGGCUGUUGUGUUCAAGUCAGCAACAAAGGGGGUUGGAGAGCCAGGCUGUCCUAGGCUCCCCUCCUUCAUGACAGAAGCGAACGCAAACAGAGAGUAGCCAGACAUUGUUAUACUGCAGGGGACCCAGCAGUGGAAAUCUUUUCGAGACAAAAUUAUUGGGAGGAGAGUGGCUGGGGGCACAAGUUUGCAUAGGGGGCUCAAAACCUUGUGGAGUUGCCAUGCUUGUAAUUAAUAAAUGUCCACUUGUUAUUAAUAAAAUUUUGAUAGAUCCUAAAGGGACGUAUUCAGUGCUUUUUAUCUGGGG
Messenger RNA from Zootoca vivipara (common lizard), 4702 nucleotides. NCBI's taxonomy places the organism in Eukaryota, Metazoa, Chordata, Lepidosauria, Squamata, Lacertidae. The record is from RefSeq and is a predicted model, not a curated record.